UUCCCGGUGGGCCGGAUCCACAGACACCUGAAGACUCGCACCACCAGUCAUGGGCGAGUGGGUGCCACCGCUGCCGUCUACAGCGCCGCCAUCCUCGAGUACCUCACUGCUGAGGUGCUGGAGCUGGCGGGGAAUGCUUCGAAGGAUCUCAAAGUCAAGCGGAUCACUCCCCGUCACUUGCAGCUGGCGAUCCGUGGCGAUGAAGAGUUGGAUUCCCUGAUCAAAGCCACCAUUGCCGGUGGAGGUGUUAUCCCCCACAUCCACAAGUCUCUGAUUGGGAAGAAGGGACAACAAAAAACGGCAUAGAGAGGAGGAAAAAAAAAAAAAAAAGCAGCCGUCUCCCUCCCGUCAUCGUACUGUACCUGGGA
Messenger RNA from Haliaeetus leucocephalus (bald eagle), 368 nucleotides. RefSeq names its product histone H2A.V-like. NCBI's taxonomy places the organism in Eukaryota, Metazoa, Chordata, Aves, Accipitriformes, Accipitridae. The record is from RefSeq and is a predicted model, not a curated record. The annotation marks the transcript as partial. Gene Ontology annotation, molecular function: DNA binding; structural constituent of chromatin; protein heterodimerization activity. Gene Ontology annotation, cellular component: nucleosome. The transcript is spliced from 3 exons.